AUGGCUCGGAAACCUCAUUUUACCCUUGCGGGAAUAGCUGUAGCGGCUUUCCUAUGCAUAUUCUUUGUACUCACAUUUCGCAAUCAAAAUCAUGGAACAAGAGCUUUAGAUUAUGGCACAGAGAGUGAUUAUAAUACCGAAUUUCCCUUGGAUAAAACACCAAUCCUUGUCGAUAAUAAUGUUCUCCAUGGAGCCGCCACUGCUCCUAAGUUGGAGAAUGCUACUUUGAAAGCAGAACUCGGCCACGCAGCCUGGAAAGUCUUACACACGAUGAUGGCGAAAUUCCCCGAUAAGCCUACAGAAGAAGAUAGCUCGGCUCUAAAAUCUUACAUUCAUCUCUUUGCUCGCCUCUAUCCAUGUGGCGAUUGCGCUCGCCAUUUCCAAGGGCUGUUAAAGAAAUAUCCGCCGCAGGUUGCUACGAGGAGUACGGCCGCGGCAUGGGCUUGCCAUGUCCACAAUGAGGUUAAUAAGAGGUUGAAGAAGGAAAUAUUUGAUUGUAGUAAGAUUGGGGACUUUUAUGAUUGUGGAUGUGCGGAAGAUGGGGAGCCGGGGAAGGCUGGAGUGGGAAAGACGGAGGUUAAGAAGGGAGAAGGAGAAGGAUUUACUCCGUUGGAGUUAGAUAAGGAAGGUUUGACUCGAGGGGGUUAG
Molecule: messenger RNA, 648 nt
Organism: Sclerotinia sclerotiorum 1980 UF-70
Lineage: Eukaryota; Fungi; Ascomycota; Leotiomycetes; Helotiales; Sclerotiniaceae
Exons: 3
Coding region: 1-648 (215 amino acids)
Cellular component (GO): mitochondrion
Molecular function (GO): flavin adenine dinucleotide binding; flavin-dependent sulfhydryl oxidase activity
Source: RefSeq, a predicted model, not a curated record